Messenger RNA from Chaetomium globosum CBS 148.51, 522 nucleotides. RefSeq lists its product as uncharacterized. The transcript has 3 exons. NCBI's taxonomy places the organism in Eukaryota, Fungi, Ascomycota, Sordariomycetes, Sordariales, Chaetomiaceae. Gene Ontology annotation, molecular function: ubiquinone binding; heme binding. Gene Ontology annotation, biological process: mitochondrial electron transport, succinate to ubiquinone; tricarboxylic acid cycle. The record is from RefSeq and is a predicted model, not a curated record. The coding region runs from base 1 to 522 and encodes 173 amino acids. Gene Ontology annotation, cellular component: membrane; mitochondrial envelope.
AUGGCAUCGGUUGCUCGUUCCUCCCUGCUGAGGCAGGUUGCUUCGGCCCGGCCAGCCUUCCAACAGAGCGUCAUUGCCCGCGCCGCCCGCCCAACCGCCAUAACCGCCUUCCACACCACCGCCCGCCGGGAUCUCCUACCACCUCUUCCGCAGCACGUCGACGGCACAGUAAACGACGCCGCCCCCGUACCCGAGCCAUCCCCGUCGCACGGGUCCUACCACUGGACCUUCGAUCGCUUGGUCGCCGCAUCCCUGGUCCCGCUCACCGUCGCCCCGUUCGCGGCGGGGUCACUGAACCCGACGCUGGACGCCUUCCUCUGCGCCACCAUCCUCAUCCACUCGCACACCGGCUUCCAGAACGUCAUCAUCGACUACCUCCCCAAGAAGAGGGUGCCGCGCACCCGCAAGGCCUUCAUGUGGGGCCUCAACGCCGCCACCGCGGUCGUCGGCCUGGCCCUCUACGAGUUCGAGACCACCGACGUGGGCAUCACCGAGACCAUCAAGCGCAUCUGGACCGCAUAG